AUGGCCGCGGUCGAACAUUGCCUCGUCUGCUUCGAGGCGCUCGAUGCCGCUCUCCACAAGACCAAGGCUCUGUCUCUGGACGAGCUGCGCGCCUCCUGGGCCGUCUACAAAAGCUCGACCGCCUCGCCGGCCGUCUUUUCGCCCAAGGACCCUGCGCUGCAGCGCGUUGCCGCGACCACCAUCGCCACAGACAGCGAUUCCGCAUCCGCCUCGUCCUCGUCGACAACGUCGCUCGGCGCCUCCACGCCCGCCACCUCGGCGUCCUCCCUCACGCCCGCGACCGUGACAUCGGCGCCCCUCUUUGUCACCUGGAACACCAUCGACGACCCCGACGACGAAGAGGACGAGGUGUCGCUGCGCGGCUGCAUCGGCACCUUUGAGAGCCAGCCGCUCGCCGAGGGCCUGGCCGAGUACGCGCUCAUCUCGGCGCUGCAGGACACGCGCUUCGCGCCCAUCUCCCGCCGCGAGCUGCCCUCGCUGCAGGUGGCCGUGACGCUGCUGACGGAUUUCGAGGAGGCGGCCGACGCGCACGACUGGGACGUCGGCGUGCACGGCAUCCGCAUCUCGUUCCACGACAAGGGCCGCCGCUACGGCGCCACGUACCUGCCCGACAUCGCGUCGGAGCAGGGCUGGACCAAGGACGAGACGCUCUUCAGCCUGGUGCGCAAGGCCGGGUGGACGGGCAGCCGCGCGCGCUGGGGCGAGCUGGCGCUCAAGGUGACGAGGUACCAGGGCAAGAAGCGGUCGAUGAACUACGGCGAGUACAAGAAGUGGAAGGACUGGGCGGCCAGACAGGCAUAG
Akanthomyces muscarius is the source of this 801-nucleotide messenger RNA. RefSeq lists its product as uncharacterized. The transcript has a single exon. The record is from RefSeq and is a predicted model, not a curated record. Lineage: Eukaryota; Fungi; Ascomycota; Sordariomycetes; Hypocreales; Cordycipitaceae. Bases 1 to 801 code for a protein of 266 amino acids.